Molecule: messenger RNA, 1461 nt
Organism: Cygnus olor (mute swan)
Lineage: Eukaryota; Metazoa; Chordata; Aves; Anseriformes; Anatidae
Gene: IL23A
Product: interleukin 23 subunit alpha
Exons: 4
Coding region: 820-1386 (188 amino acids)
Biological process (GO): positive regulation of T cell proliferation; positive regulation of T-helper 17 cell lineage commitment; immune response
Cellular component (GO): interleukin-23 complex; extracellular region
Molecular function (GO): cytokine activity
Source: RefSeq, a predicted model, not a curated record
GCGCCGGAGCCGCCCCGUCGGGGCCGCCGCGAUUGCGGAGCCGCGGGCAGCACGGCCCCGCCCGUCGGGGCCGGGGCUACCGAGGGUGCGGGGGGGGCCAGGGCGGGGGCCCCCGGGGGCCACAGGGGGCCGGGGCAGCCCCGCCGGGGCACAGCAGCGCCGGGGCCCUCCCUGCAGAUUCCCCGGGCGAUCGGAGGGCACCGGGCGGGGCCGGUGAUGCCGGGGAACGGGGAGGGGGGACCUGGGGGGCACCGGGUGAACGCCGGGGGGCACCGGGGGGGCCACAGAGGGCCACCGGGUGAACACUGGGGCGACACCGUUGGCCACCGGGAGCCACCGGGUGAACACCGUGGGGACAUCAGGGGACACCGGGGGACACCGGGUGAACACCGUGGGUAUACCGGGGAAUACUGGAGGACACCGUGAGCCACCGUGAGCCACCGGGUGAACACCGUGGGGACACCGGGGCUCCGCUCCGCGCUGCACCGCGCCCGUCCCGUCCCGUCCCGUCCCAGGCGGGGACCGCAGGUGAGCCCGGGCCGGGAGCAGAGCGGGGCCCCGGGAUGCCCGGUGCCGCCGGGCGCGGAGCCACCAGGAACUGCCCCGGGUUUUCCUGCCCGUCCCGUCCCAGCGCGGGGCCGGGGCCGGGCGCGGCGGGGCGCAGCUCGGGGACCCCGGCCCGGUAUCGGUUCUGCUUUCGGGGGAGGCGGCGAUUUCGCAGUAACGGGGGGCGGGUGCCACCUGCCCCGGGGAUUCCCCACCUGCCGCCGCCGCCCCAUAAGAGCCCGGUGGCGGCUCCGGUGGCGGCACCGUCUCGCCAUGGCCCCGCUCCGCCGCCUCUGCCUCUGCUUCCCGGCGCUGCUGCUGCUGCUGCUGCCGGCGCCGCCGGUCGCCGCGGCCCCUGCCCCGGUCCCGGGCACCGACUGGGCCGCCUGCAAGGACCUCUCCCGGGAGCUGUCGCGGCUGCUGGGGACGCUCAAGGAGCCGCACUCGGAGCUGAACCGGGUGCAGAUUGCUGUGGAGGACCCCGAGGGGGAUUGUGCCACCCGCAUCCGCUGCAGCGACGCCUGCGACCCCUCUGCGCUGGACACGAACAACACGCGCUGCCUGCGACGGAUCCUGCAGGGGCUGCAGCACUACCGGGACCUGCUGGGCUCCGAGAUCUUCAGCGCCCACCGCCUGCCGCAGCUGGAGGCCACGCUGGACCGGCUGCUGGGAGUCGUGCAGCAGGCACCCGGCCGCCCCUGCCAGGCUCCCCUGGGCCCCACCACCCCAACCUGGGCCGAGUCGCUGCUGCCGCAGCUGCGGCACCAAGCGCUCGAGCAACUCCAGUCCUUCACCGCCGUCAUGAGCCGCGUCUUCACCUACAGCGCCAGACCCCACUGAUGCCGCCCGCCGUGGGCUCCCCAUUAUUUAUUCCCCCUCCUCCCUGAGGGGCUAUUUAUGAGCCGUGCUCCCUAU